Molecule: messenger RNA, 2334 nt
Organism: Cygnus olor (mute swan)
Lineage: Eukaryota; Metazoa; Chordata; Aves; Anseriformes; Anatidae
Product: disintegrin and metalloproteinase domain-containing protein 20-like
Exons: 1
Coding region: 1-2334 (777 amino acids)
Biological process (GO): proteolysis; male gonad development
Cellular component (GO): external side of plasma membrane; sperm head plasma membrane; plasma membrane
Molecular function (GO): metalloendopeptidase activity
Source: RefSeq, a predicted model, not a curated record
AUGGCUGUACAAGGGUUGGCAGAGCCCUCACCGAGGUGUCUGACCUCCAUUUUGAAGGCCGUGGUGGUGAGGUGGCUCCAGGCAGGUCAUGGUGGCCGGGUGAAAGCCCUGCUCCUCAGGCUGGGUGUCUGGGCAGCGCUGGCGGCUCCUCUCCUCCCCGGGGCAGGCAGCCGUCGCCUGCCACCCGGCUACGCUGUGCAUGAGAUAAUCCGGCCAAAAAAGCUGUCCCCCGUGGUAGGCCGGGCAGCAUCGGGAGAGGUGUCCUAUGUCAUCAGGGUGGAGGGUGAGAACCGCGUCGUCCACCUCACGCAGACGAGGGGACUUGUGGUGAAAAACCUGCCAGUCAUCACCUACAGCCCCCGAGGGAGGAGGGUGGUGGAGCAGCCCCACGUCCCCGAGGAGUGCUACUACCUGGGCUACGUGGAGGGCAGCCCCGGCUCCCUCGUGGCGCUGAGCACCUGCUCGGGUCUGAGGGGACGGCUGAAAAUCGGGAACCUGAGCUACGGCAUCGAACCUGUGCCGGAGUCCCUGACCUUCCAGCACCUUCUCUAUCGACGAAAGACGACCCAGGACAAGUCUUCGACGUGUGGAUUGACUGUUGAAGCGAUCCAAAAGCAACCAGGCUGGAUGGGUAUUAAAAUACCCUCAACGAAGCAAGACUUUUCUCAGAGACUGAUGCACACCAGGUAUGUCGAGAUAUUUAUUGUGGUGGACUACCAGCUGUUUUCUUUCCAAGGGAGCAACGAAACCUCUGUGAUGCUUCUGGUUACAGAUACAAUCAAUUUAUCAGAAACGUACUAUUAUCCUCUGAAGGUUCGCAUCUGUCUGAUUGGGCUGGAGAUCUGGACGCAUGGCAACUUAAUCAGGUACAGCCUGGAUAUACAAGAAGUUCUUACAGAUUUUAAUAACUGGGGAAAUAUAGAUCUUUCUAAUAGGAUGAAAUAUGACAUUGCACAUUUAUUUACUUACACAGACUUCGGACUUGUCGUUGGGCUGGCCUACGUAGGUAGCAUCUGCUACCCUGGUUAUCAGUCAGGUAUUGUGUCUCACAUACGAAGAGAUUUCGUAACCUUUUCAAUUAUUUUCACUCACGAGCUGGGUCACAAUCUGGGGAUGGAGCAUGACAAAAAAGAGUGUGUGUGUGGAAAAGCCACCAAGUGCUACAUGACGGGCGAGUCGCUCAAUGGCGCCGCAGCUUUCAGCAACUGCAGCCUUCAGAGCUUUUUAGACCUGCUCAGCAGAGGGGACGGUGAAUGCUUAAACAACAUCCCUGAGCCCAACAGAUUUUUCUAUUUUAAGCAUUGUGGCAACAAGGUGAUAGAUGAGGGAGAGCAGUGUGACUGCGGGGGGCCGCAGCACUGCCGAGGUAACCCCUGCUGCUACCAAGAUUGCAGGCUGAAGCCGGGGGCUGUCUGCUCCGUUGGGCAGUGUUGUCAGAAAUGCCACUUUCGUGCUGCAGGAUACAAGUGCAGGUCAGAGGUGGAUGAGUGUGACUUACCCGAGUAUUGCAAUGGGACUUCCGAGUGGUGCCCAGAGGAUCUGUACAUGCAUGACGGGACACAAUGCAGCGACGAUGGCUACUGCUACCGUGGGAAAUGUGCAACCUAUGACAAGCUAUGCAGAAAAGUCUUUGGGAACGAAGCUCGGGGUGCUCCAGAAAGUUGCUUCAAAGAGCAGAACACGAAAGGGGAUCGAUUUGGCAACUGUGGUGGUGAUGGGAAUGAAGUUGCUUUUGUGGAAUGUAAACCCCAAAAUGCUCUGUGCGGAAGGCUGCAGUGUGUGAAUGUAAGGAGGAUACCCUUUCUGGAGGGGUCUGAAACCAUCAUUCAGAUGCCAGGGUCUGAGGGUUGGUGCUGGGGCACAGCCUACCGUGCUGGCGUAGAUACACCUGAUAUAGGAGGAGGACUUGAUGGCACCAAGUGUGGUCAAGAAAAGAUCUGUAUUAACAAGACGUGCACAGAUGCCGUGGUCAGAACAAAGUGUGAUGCAAACGUUUUGUGCCAGGGGAAAGGGAUUUGCAACAACCUUGAACACUGCCACUGCAAACCUGGCUGGGCCCCCCCUUACUGCCAGUUCCACGGCCUGGGAGGGAGCGUGGACAGUGGCCCCCCACCACACUUAAUAAUCUCCACGGCAGAGGCUGUCCAAAAUAAAGCUUUUGGGACUGCAAUAGGGAUCGCUGUUCCCGUUGCCAUCAUUCUGAUCGCUCUCCUCAUUGCUGCAAUCAAAUACAUAAACGUGAUAGCUGCAUUUUUCACUACAAGUUCAUCCACAGAGGUAUCUGAGACUCCUGAAGGUGAGGAGCAGAACAAGGAAGAUGACGACGAUGUUUAA